Messenger RNA from Ornithorhynchus anatinus (platypus), 4351 nucleotides. RefSeq names its product myosin IE (gene MYO1E). NCBI's taxonomy places the organism in Eukaryota, Metazoa, Chordata, Mammalia, Monotremata, Ornithorhynchidae. The record is from RefSeq and is a predicted model, not a curated record. Gene Ontology annotation, molecular function: ATP binding; microfilament motor activity; actin filament binding. The coding region runs from base 264 to 3599 and encodes 1111 amino acids. Gene Ontology annotation, cellular component: actin cytoskeleton; microvillus; vesicle. The transcript is spliced from 28 exons. Gene Ontology annotation, biological process: vesicle transport along actin filament; actin filament organization.
AGGAGGAGGAGGAGGAGGAGGGAGAAGCCGGCGGAGGUCCGGAUCUCUGGGCGGCCGCAGCAGCCGCAGCCCGGCCGGACUCCUGGGUCCUUCCCCGGCCCGGCCCGGCCGCUUCCUCCUCCAGGGGGGCCGCCAGCCUGCCACCGAGGACUUGGGGGGGCGGGAGGGGAAGGAGGUCGCUUUUUGGGGGGGCUCCCCCCCGAACACCCGCAACUUUUGCAGCCGGAGGAGGCCCCCCGCGGAGGCCGGAGCGAGAAGGCGUCAUGGGCAGCAAGGGUCACUACCGGUACCACUGGCAGAGCCACAACGUCAAGCACAGCGGCGUGGACGACAUGGUCCUCCUGUCCAAAAUCACGGAAGACUCCAUCGUGGAGAACCUGAAGAAGCGAUACAUGGACGAUUAUAUUUUUACAUACAUCGGCUCGGUCCUGAUCUCCGUCAACCCUUUCAAGCAGAUGCCGUACUUCGGAGACAAGGAGAUCGAGAUGUACCAGGGAGCCGCUCAGUAUGAAAACCCCCCCCACAUCUACGCUCUCGCCGACCACAUGUACAGGAACAUGAUCAUCGACCGGGAAAAUCAGUGCGUCAUCAUCAGCGGGGAGAGCGGGGCGGGGAAGACGGUGGCCGCCAAGUACAUCAUGAGUUACAUCUCCAGAAUCUCCGGCGGAGGCCCCAAGGUGCAGCACGUGAAGGACAUCAUCCUCCAGUCCAACCCGCUGCUGGAGGCCUUCGGGAACGCCAAGACCGUGCGGAACAACAACUCCAGCCGCUUCGGGAAGUAUUUCGAAAUCCAGUUCAGCCCCGGCGGGGAGCCGGACGGCGGAAAGAUCUCCAACUUCCUCCUGGAGAAGUCGCGGGUGGUGAUGAGGAACGUCGGGGAGCGGAGCUUCCACAUCUUUUACCAGCUGAUCGAAGGGGCCUCCCCGGAGCAGAAGCACGGCCUGGGCAUCACCAGCAUGGACUAUUACUACUACCUGAGCCUCUCGGGGUCCUACAGGGUGGACGACAUCGACGACCGGCGCGACUUCCAGGAGACGUUGCACGCCAUGAACGUGAUCGGCAUCUUCGCGGAGGAGCAGACGCUGGUGCUGCAGAUCGUGGCCGGGGUGCUGCACCUGGGCAACAUCAGCUUCAAGGAGGUCGGGAACUACGCCGCCGUGGAGAGCGAGGAGUUCUUGGCCUUCCCGGCUUUCCUCCUGGGCAUCAACCAGGCCAGGCUGCGGGAGAAGCUGACCAGCCGGCAGAUGGACAGCAAGUGGGGCGGCAAGUCCGAGUCCAUCCACGUGACGCUGAACGUGGAGCAGGCCUGCUAUACCCGCGACGCCCUGGCCAAGGCCCUGCACGCCCGCGUCUUCGACUUCCUGGUGGACUCUAUCAACAAGGCCAUGGAGAAGGACCACGAAGAGUACAACAUCGGCGUCCUGGACAUCUACGGCUUCGAAAUCUUCCAGAAAAACGGCUUUGAGCAGUUCUGCAUCAACUUUGUGAACGAGAAGCUGCAGCAGAUUUUCAUCGAGCUGACCCUGAAGGCGGAACAGGAGGAGUACGUGCAAGAAGGAAUCCGCUGGACCCCCAUCGAGUACUUCAACAACAAAAUAGUGUGCGACCUCAUAGAGAGCAAAAUCAACCCGCCCGGGAUCCUGAGCAUCCUGGACGACGUGUGCGCCACCAUGCACGCCGUGGGCGAGGGCGCCGACCAGACGCUGCUGCAGAAGCUCCAGAUGCAGAUUGGGACCCAUGAGCACUUCAACAGCUGGAACCAGGGGUUCAUUAUCCAUCACUACGCCGGGAAGGUUUCCUAUGACAUGGACGGAUUCUGCGAGAGGAACCGCGACGUCUUGUUCAUGGAUCUCAUCGAGCUCAUGCAGAGCAGUGAGCUGCCCUUCAUCAAGUCCCUGUUCCCAGAGAGCCUCCAGGCCGAAAAGAAGGGCCGCCCCACCACGGCCGGCAGCAAGAUCAAGAAACAAGCCAACGACCUGGUGGGGACCCUGAUGAAAUGCACCCCGCACUACAUCCGCUGCAUUAAGCCCAACGAGACCAAGAAGUCCCGCGACUGGGAGGAGAGCAGGGUGAAGCACCAGGUGGAGUACCUGGGUCUGAAGGAAAACAUCCGCGUGAGGAGAGCCGGGUACGCCUACCGCCGCGUUUUCCAGAAAUUCCUGCAGAGGUACGCCAUCCUGACCAAGGCCACGUGGCCGGCCUGGAAGGGGGACCAGAAGCAGGGCGUCCUCCACCUGCUGCAGUCGGUCAACAUGGACGCCGACCAGUACCAGCUGGGGAGGAACAAAGUCUUCAUCAAAGCCCCCGAGUCCCUGUUCCUGCUAGAGGAGAUGAGGGAGCGGAAGUACGACGGCUUCGCUCGGGUGAUCCAGAAGUCUUGGAGGAAGUUUGUGGCCCGAAAGAGAUACGUACAAAUGAGGGAAGAAGCCUCGGACCUGCUGCUCAACAAGAAGGAGCGCAGACGCAACAGCCUCAACCGGAACUUCGUCGGCGACUACAUCGGGCUGGACGAGCGCCCGGAGCUGCGCCAAUUUGUGGGCAAGCGGGAGAAGAUCGACUUUGCCGACACGGUCACCAAAUACGAUCGCAGGUUCAAGGGCGUGAAGCGGGACCUGAUCCUGACGCCGCGCUGCCUCUACCUGAUCGGUCGGGAGAAGGUGAAGCAGGGCCCCUCCAAGGGCCAGGUGCAGGAGGUGCUGAAGCGCCGGAUGGAGGUGGAGCGGAUCCUGGCCGUGUCGCUCAGCCCGCUGCAGGACGACCUCUUCAUCCUGCACGAGCAGGAGUACGACAGCCUGCUCCAGUCCGUCUUCAAAACGGAGUUCCUCAGCCUCCUGGCCAAGCGCUUCCAGGAGAAGACCCAGAGGCCGCUUCAGCUCUCGUUCAGCAACACGCUGGAGCUGAAGCUGAAGAAGGAGAGCUGGGGGCCGUGGAGCGCCGGAGGGUCUCGCCAGGUGCAGUUCCAGCUGGGCCAGGGGGACGUGGCCCUCCUCAAACCCAGUAACAAGGUGCUGCAGGUCAGCAUCGGGCCCGGCCUGCCCAAGAACACCCGCCCCACGCGGAAGAACACGGUCCAGGGCCGGGGCUUCCCCAGUGCGGCCCAGAACCCCACGUACCCGCUGCGCGCUGCUCCCCCACCUCCAGGUCACGGCCACCACCAGAACGGUGGCAUCAAAGGCCCCGGGUUCGCGCCUCGCCCUCAGGCGCCCGCCAACCAGCGGACCAAUCAGAAGACUCUCUACACGUCCAUGGCGCGCCCGCCCCUCCCUCGGCAGCUCUCCUCGGGCUCCGACCGUGUCUCCGCUCAGCCCGAGAGCCUGGAUUUCCUCAAGGUCCCGGACCAAGGGGCAGCCGGGGCCCGGAGGCAGACGACGAGCCGACCCCCGCCCGCGGGCGGCCGACCCAAGCCUCAGCCCAAGCCCAAGCCGCACGUCCCGCAGUGCCGGGCCCUCUACGCCUACGACGCCCAGGACACGGACGAGCUAAGCUUCAACGCCAACGACAUCAUCGAGAUCGUCAAAGAAGACCCGUCCGGCUGGUGGACAGGCCGGCUGCGCAGCAAACAAGGACUCUUCCCCAGCAACUACGUGACCAAGAUCUGAGCGGGGGCCGGCCAGCCCGCCUGCCGGGGCCCCGGCGCGGCGGGCAGACGCGACACGGGACGUGGAACCUUCCUCCCCGUCCCCUCCACGACAGCACAUUCCCGCCGUGGCCCGGGCAUCCCGGGUGGAAGCCCAAGGAGCCCGCAGCCCCUGCCCGUUACGCAACCCCCGUCCCCAGUGACGGGGCCACUGUGGCACUCGGCUGCGGGUAUUUAUUCUAUUUAAGCCUGGGGCGCCCGAGCCGGACCCGGGGCGAACUGACCACGUGCCUGCAGCUGGAGAGUGCUCGGAUUUUCUUCUUUAAGGCUUGGGUGCAUUCGGUCCCCUUGGUUCCAAGGGGGGCUGCCCAGCCCCGGGCCGGGGGUCUCCCGCGCCUGGCGGGCUGAGGGCGGGGGCUCCCGUCGGAGCUCCGGGGCCGGGGCGGGCCCUCCUCCCCGGUUCCCGCACCCCAGCUUUGGGACGCCGUUCAAAUGUGGCUGGCCCAUGUUGGCGUGGGCUUUCACGCCGGCCGGUGCCGGCUGGACCUCUCUCUCUCCCCCUCCCUCCGGCCGUUCACGGACAGAAGGGCGUGGACGCCGCGGAGCGACCCGCGUGUUGCCAGCGGGGGCCGGGGGCGCCCGCCUCAGUCCACCGGCCGCCCCGCUCCUGCCGACCCCCGGGGCUGACGGCAGGCUCGCCGCUCGCACGCCCCGGAAGGGGCCGGGGCGAUCCCGGUGAGGGAAACACCUCCCCAAAUAAACACAGGAAUCAGG